AGGUGGACGGCACGAAGACGUCCGUUAUGUGCUGUUUUCCAACUAUUUAAAUGGGGGAUAGGCUUCAUUUCUGCGGGAUCUGGUGGUCGACGGUUCCGCGUAGAUCUUCUCGCCGCUCGGAUCCUACAAGCGCUGUCUCUGUUCCUCUCUUGUGAAGAUGGGGCUGUCUUUCACCAAACUCUUUAGUCGGCUUUUUGCCAAGAAGGAGAUGCGUAUUCUUAUGGUUGGUCUUGAUGCUGCUGGUAAGACCACCAUUUUGUAUAAACUGAAGCUUGGAGAGAUUGUGACAACCAUCCCAACCAUUGGAUUUAACGUGGAAACUGUGGAAUACAAGAAUAUCAGCUUCACUGUUUGGGAUGUUGGUGGUCAAGACAAGAUCCGUCCUUUGUGGAGACACUAUUUCCAGAACACGCAGGGCCUCAUCUUCGUGGUAGACAGCAAUGACAGAGACCGUGUUGUUGAGGCAAGAGAUGAGCUUCACAGGAUGCUUAAUGAGGAUGAACUGAGAGAUGCAGUGCUGCUUGUCUUUGCAAACAAACAAGACCUUCCGAAUGCAAUGAAUGCUGCAGAGAUCACCGAUAAGCUUGGCCUCCAUUCUCUUCGUCAACGCCAUUGGUAUAUCCAGAGCACCUGUGCCACCUCAGGAGAAGGUUUGUACGAGGGAUUGGAUUGGCUCUCAAACAACAUCGCUAACAAGGCGUAGAACUUCCUAGUGGUAUUUCUGCAUCAGAAGCCAAAAUACAAGUACAUGGAGGUUCAGCGUACUAUCUAGACGAACAUUUAUAUAUAUUUGCUUGUUGACCGCACUACUGCUGCCUUCCAUAAUUCUAGAAUUUGUUAUUGUUUAGGGGGAUGUUAUCUUGAAAUUGCUUUAACGUUGCGCAACACUCAUUUAUUCCUGUUUUUUUUGUUCUACGCAAAUGCUUUUGCUUCUUUGCUUUAUUCUACGUCUUUUGUAAUGGAUCAAAUUGAAAUUUCUUCGUUGCA
Molecule: messenger RNA, 987 nt
Organism: Dendrobium catenatum
Lineage: Eukaryota; Viridiplantae; Streptophyta; Magnoliopsida; Asparagales; Orchidaceae
Product: ADP-ribosylation factor
Exons: 7
Coding region: 158-703 (181 amino acids)
Biological process (GO): intracellular protein transport; vesicle-mediated transport
Cellular component (GO): cytoplasm
Molecular function (GO): GTPase activity; GTP binding
Source: RefSeq, a predicted model, not a curated record